Molecule: messenger RNA, 3384 nt
Organism: Lucilia sericata (common green bottle fly)
Lineage: Eukaryota; Metazoa; Arthropoda; Insecta; Diptera; Calliphoridae
Gene: m-cup
Product: protein fem-1 homolog A
Exons: 7
Coding region: 762-2858 (698 amino acids)
Molecular function (GO): protein binding
Source: RefSeq, a predicted model, not a curated record
GCCGCCUCCGCCGUUAAUGUUUGUCGUCGCAGGGCUCUGUUCUAUUAUAGUUGGAAAAUAUAAAUUUUGCAGUUUUAUCAAAUAUUAUUAAAUUUAAUAACUUUUCGGGCUAUAAAUUAUAAACUUAAAAUUAACAAGACAGUUAAAUUCAUUAAGACAAUUAUCUAUCAGCAUUAAUGCUAAAUUUUCUUUAGAAAUUCUUAAAAGAAAAGUACAUAUUAAAAAUGAGAAAGUUUUGUGAACUUUUUAUUUUCAAAUGUUAAGCAAAUGAGCAAUGGUUACAAUUAAAAGCAAAUUCCUGCACUCAUAAAGGAAUCGAAAAUUAAUUCAAUAAUUAUUGAUUUACAUACCACGAAAACAAAAUUACUUUCACUUUUUCAAGUGGAAAAAAAUAUAGUGCAGCAGACAGACAGUUCAGCCAAAAAGAAAAAAACGGCACAAGAGUAAGGAAAAAAGAAAAACAGAGAAACAGACAAAAAUUACAACACUACUCCUCAUUUGGUCAUAUUAUAAAAUCGCAAAUAUAUGUACCUACCUAUAGGCUACUUGCAUAAAUAAUACAAAAAUAAUAAAUAUUCAACCUAGCUACGGUAGGAAAAGGUGUUGGAGGAAGUUGUUUUCAAAGAGUACCAUUAAUUAGUGUCAAUCCUAUAUAAACUUAUUAGUGUGGUCAGUUCGAGUGCUAAUUGCUUAAAAGACGCGUUAAACGCGCAGUAAUCAACAACGAUUUCAUAAUAUUAAAGAAAUUGCAAAUUGGAAAAAUGGCAAAUCCAUCACCGCUUAUGAGCUUUGCAGCAGUGGUUAAGUCUGAGACUGAAGUUGGUGGAAAAUACUCCAGUAAUCGUUGCCCUGUACCCUCUAUACAGUUGAAAAUUGCUAAACUCAGUUAUGAUUUGCACGAGGAAAUUCGAAAAUGUUUAGAAAAUUCCACAAUAUCAAAAAGACUUAGAGAGGAACUUGAAAGUUAUAGCCGUGAAACAAGACGAGAAAUUGUCCGUCGCAUGCGUGGCGGUUCUCCACCUCUAUUCAUAGCAUGCAGUAGAGGUUGCGUGCCUAUAGCCGAAUAUUUGGUAACAAUUUGCGAAGCUGAUAUAGAACAAAAAGGAUUGUAUGAAGCACCAGAAGAUCGUUCAUAUCAUUUGGUAACACCGCUAUGGUGUGCAGCGGUUUCAAAUAAUUUACCUAUGGUCAAGUAUCUAUUACGUGUUGGCAGUGACAUAAAUGCCACCUCAGAUACGGGAUCAACGCCUGUUCGAAGUGCAUGCUACAUGACACACAUUGAAAUGGUAAAAUUUCUUGCUGAAAACGGUGCUGACAUUAAGAAGCCCAACAUGAAUGGUGGUACUUGUUUAAUAAAUUCAGUACAAUCGCCAGAACUAUGUUUAUUUCUAAUACGUAAAGGAUGCGAUAUUAAUGCUGUUGAUACACAAGGUAAAACCGCGUUACAUUACGCCAUACAAGAGCACAGACUGGAAACUACCAAAUUGUUAUUGGAACAUGGCGCCAAUCCUUAUGCUAUUAGUCGUCAUGGUGAUGAUGCUUUACGUACCGCUUGCCUGAAGGGUGCACAUCAGAUUUUCGAUUACUUACGAAAUAAUUUAGAAUAUUCUAUUGAAAGAUUGGCUGAAGCUCAUGAACUAAUAGGUUCAACAUUUUUGGAUGAACACAAUGAAAGUCGAGUAGCAGUUUUACAUUGGCGUUUGGCACAUCAUUUAAGAGCGUCUCAAAAUCCUUAUAUUGAAAAACUUCCUAAAGUUCCUUUACGUGAAGCCUAUCGCUUUCAACAUGAAUUUACCACAUUAGAAGCACUCGACGAAAUGGCCACAGAUAUGGAUGCGAUGCGCAUACAAAGUCUAUUAAUAUGUGAACGUAUUCUUGGUAUCACCCAUAAGGACACUCUUUUUCGUCUAACAUUUCGUGGUGCUUCAUAUGCCGAUUCCCUACAGUUGCAACGUUGCAUACAGCUCUGGACACUCUUACUCGAAAUACGCGUUCAACAUAAUACACUGCUCUUUUUUGAUACAAGUUUUGCAGCACAGGCUCUUGUUCGCCUAAUGUUAGAGUUGCAUGAACGUAAUACAGAUCUAAAUCAGAGUAAUUUUGGCAAUGAAACUUUACCGCAUUUUAAAGAUGUUUUAACGGUUUUUGAGCUACUCACCAAGACAGUAGCCGAGUGUCAUGCUCUCUUACAAAUACGUCCCAUAUCUAGAAGGCAACAAGAGAAUUUCGACAGUAUUUUUAAAUGUAUAGCUCAUACCAUAUAUUUACUUAUUGCAACAGCUUGGAGACCGGAAGAAACUCGUAUUGUUUAUAAGUCGGUGCGUAAUUUGAUUCAGGCGAAUAUUACCAGUGCCUGUACAAACGACUCACUAUUACAUGUAUGUGUUUCUCGUUUGAAUGUGAUUAAGAGUGGUUUAUUGAAUGAUGAGAAUUUAAAUGUAAGAGAGACGAAUAAAGGAAGGCUAAAAGGAUAUACAUAUUUAUGUUUUAAUUUUUUUCUUUUGAAGGUUAUAUUUCCAAAUGCUGAUGUCAUUAAAUUGUUACUGGAAUGUGGUAUAAAUGUGAAUGCUAAAAAUGAAGUGAAAUCAACUCCUCUGCAUAUAGCUGCUCAACCUUAUAAUUUCAGUAAUGAGAUCAUAAAAAUUCUACUCGAUCAUGGUGCCGAUUUAGAUCAACCCAACAAAUCGGAUGAACGCCCAUAUAAUUUAAUUUCACUUAAUUCAGCAAAUACAAUACCUCUCAUGAAUUAUAUUAACCUUAAAUGUUUAGCUGCCACAAUUAUCAGUAAGUAUCGCAUACCUUAUCGCAAUCAAAUACCAAAAUGUUUAGAAAACUUUGUCAAAGAUCACGAACCUUGAGCUUUAAAAAGCUUUGAAUUUAAAUACUGUGAAAAAUAAUGUUAAAAAACAAAUAACAAUAAUCUUUUCAUUAUUGAAACAUUAUGUGAAAUAUGUAAUAAAAAAGUGAUAUUAAUUCGAAUAAUUGUAUAAACUAAAAAAUAUUAAAUUAUUUACUUAAUUAAAAUAUUAUAUAAAAAACUCAAUUUUAAAAAUAUAUAUUUGUAAAAAACCUAACGUUGUUACUAGUUACAUUUUAGAGCUUAAAAAGUUAUUUAUAAAAAGUUCAUUAAUAAAAAGAACUUGGUUCAUAUAUCUUAUAAUCACCAUGUUAUUAUCACAUAAAUACAUACUUACACACAUAUAUUUGUACCACAUACAUACUGAUAUACAUACAUAAAUCUACUACUUAAUUAAUGAAAAAUGCCAAUAUUUAUUAUUAUGAAAAUCAAUAUAUAUUUAUUAAAGGAUUCAAUACUACAAUAUAUUUAUUAUAAAUUAUUCUUGGAACUCUUCUACAUGGAAAUUAAAAACAUGAUUUAAUAUA